AUGUUUCGCUGUACCUCAACCAGUCUAGCCGCCAAGCGAGUCUUUAUCGUUGGUGGUCACAUCACACCCUUCGUUGGUAAGGGCUCCCCACUCUUUAUCGAUAAGAAACACCCAGAUUUUGGUAAGAAGGAAAACAAAACACUGGAGGAGUUUCUCUCCGACAGCAUUAACACGGCGCUUGAGAAGACUGGACUCCACACCGAUGGUCGUGCGGCCCUGGUGGAUAAACUGGUGGUGGGCAACUUCCUCGGUGAACUCUUCUCCUCUCAGGGACACCUCGGAGCGGCGGCGGUGGGAAGUCUGAAGGGAAAAAACGCACAGGCGUUUCUCAACAAACCGGCCAUGCGAGUGGAAGGGGCGUGUGCGAGUGGCGGUCUGGCGAUGCAAGUCGCAUGGGAGGCACUUUUGGCCGGCACUUCGCAAGUCGCUUUGGUCACUGGAGUGGAAGUGCAAACAACUGUUUCCGCACGUGUGGGUGGGGAUUACUUGGCACGUGCGGCAGAUUAUAAACGUCAACGCAGUCUGGAUGAUUUUACAUUUCCAUGUUUGUUUGCAAAACGUAUGAAGGCUAUUCAGGAGGCUGGACAUUUCACUAUGGAAGAUACCGCCCGGGUGGCUGCCAAGGCGUAUGCUAAUGGGAACAAGAAUCCUCUCGCCCACAUGCAUACAAGGAAGUUAACAUUGGAAUUCUGUACAAAUGCAUCGGAUAGAAAUCCAAAUUUUCUCGGUAAUGAAACAUAUAAACCUUAUCUCCGCAAUACGGACUGUUCACAGGUUAGUGAUGGUGGAGCCGCAGCGGUACUCGCCAAUGAGGAAGGUCUAAAGAAGUUGGGUAUCUCCGUUAACGAUCACCGAUUGGUAGAAAUUAAAUCACUCGCAGCUUCCGCCAACAGUCUCUAUGAAGAUCCUGCGGAUGCGACACGUAUGAUGACAUCACGUGCCGCUGCUCAACAGGCACUCGCAUUGGCUGGUGUGAAACCCUCCGAACUUAACGUGGCGGAGGUGCAUGAUUGUUUCACUAUUGCAGAACUCCUCAUGUACGAGGCUCUCGGUAUUGCAGACUACGGAAAGGCAAAGGAUAUGAUUCGCAACGGGGAUACCACAUUAGAGGGACGUAUUCCAGUGAACACCGGCGGUGGUCUUCUCGCCUUUGGACACCCAGUGGGUGCAACUGGUGUGAAACAGGUGAUGGAAGUAUAUCGUCAAAUGAAGGGACUCUGUGGGGAUUAUCAACUGAAGAAGAUUCCAGCACUUGGGGCCACAUUGAAUAUGGGAGGGGAUGACAAGACCGCUGUGUCUAUGGUUCUUGCAAACAUUUAG
Molecule: messenger RNA, 1320 nt
Organism: Trypanosoma theileri
Lineage: Eukaryota; Euglenozoa; Kinetoplastea; Trypanosomatida; Trypanosomatidae
Product: 3-ketoacyl-CoA thiolase
Exons: 1
Coding region: 1-1320 (439 amino acids)
Molecular function (GO): acyltransferase activity, transferring groups other than amino-acyl groups
Source: RefSeq, a predicted model, not a curated record